Messenger RNA from Paramuricea clavata, 315 nucleotides. NCBI's taxonomy places the organism in Eukaryota, Metazoa, Cnidaria, Anthozoa, Malacalcyonacea, Plexauridae. The record is from the annotation of a GenBank genome assembly.
AUGGAUAAUGACCAAUCACAAACGAGUAAAGCAGCGCGAAAAGCAAUGGAAAAAAUCGAGGCUGAAUUUCACAAGAUUCUGGCUAGAUCGCCUGACCUGAAGCCGAUUGAAAAUGUCUUUCACUUGGUAAAGAAAAGUCUCGAGAAUGAAGCAAUUGCUAAUAAUAUAACGCACGAAACGUUCCAAGACUUUUCAGCGCGGGUUUUAAAAUCCUUGGAAAAUCUGUCAACCGAUGUAAUCGAUCGUACUAUUUCAAGCCUGUCAAGUCGAGUAGAUGCUGUUCUUAAAGCAAGAGGAAAUCGCAUAAAAUACUAG